Molecule: messenger RNA, 2049 nt
Organism: Aspergillus ochraceoroseus IBT 24754
Lineage: Eukaryota; Fungi; Ascomycota; Eurotiomycetes; Eurotiales; Aspergillaceae
Product: RCC1 domain-containing protein
Exons: 2
Coding region: 167-1861 (564 amino acids)
Cellular component (GO): cytoplasm
Molecular function (GO): guanyl-nucleotide exchange factor activity
Source: RefSeq, a predicted model, not a curated record
ACCUUUGAUCUCUCUCCCUCUUGCUUUGUUCACUUCUCUCUUUGCCUACUCCACCUGUUCACUUCCCUUGAAUCUUGAACAUCCCUCUCUGUUCUUUCUUCUUAAAAAUCUUUUUUUUUGCUAUUCCUCUUCUCUUUUCCCUCGAAACUAUCCUGCGUCAUCCGCAAUGCCUCCUAAAAAAGGCGCUGCUAAGGCCGCCGCGCGCACAACCGCUACAACAAAAAAGUCUGCUGCUAAGGCUUCGACUGCCGCUAAGAAUACUACGACGACCAAACCUGCCACUAGAGGACGUCCCAGAGCUGCGGCUACGGCUGCUGCUACCAAGAAACAGACCGCGGCGAAACCUGCUGCGAAACCCGCUGCGAAGCCCGCUGCGUCGCGAAAACGGGCCAGAGCUGAAGACACAACCGAAAAAGAUGCAAAAGACGCGCCAGUCAAACCUGUGAAGAAGCGCAGAGCGGAAGCGGAGGAAGACGAAGAAGAGACUGCUCGUCAACCUAAGCGCGCUCGUGUCGCUAAGCCUAGCGCUGCAAAGCCUAAGCCCAAGGCCAAGCCGAAGGUAGUGAUCAACCAAGCUCCAACGGCCCGACUGAAUGUGUACGUGUGUGGUGAGGGAAGCUCCGGCGAACUCGGUCUGGGACCUGCGAAAAAUGCCAUUGACGUGAAGCGGCCCCGUCUGAACCCCCACCUGCCAUCGGACACUGUCGGUGUCGUGCAGGUCGCGGUUGGUGGCAUGCAUUGCGUUGCUCUGACGCAUGACAACAAGAUCCUCACAUGGGGUGUCAAUGACCAAGGCGCCCUUGGAAGGGACACAAACUGGGAUGGUGGGUACAAGGAUAUGGAUAACAAGGACAACUCGGACUCGGAUUCGGAGGAUGACGAGGAACCUGAUCUCAAUCCUUAUGAGUCCACACCCACUGCGAUUCCGGCCAGUGUUUUCCCCGACGGUACUGUCUUCGUGGAAGUCGCGGCUGGGGAUAGCUCAAGCUUUGCCCUCACUGACGACGGGUUUGUGUAUGGAUGGGGAACAUUCAGAAGCAACGAUGGUAUUCUGGGCUUUGAUGCCAGUACUACAGUCCAAUUGACUCCCACCCUGCUCCCCGCACUGAAGAAGAUCAAGCAUGUGGUGUGUGGAGACAACCACGUCCUGGCUCUCAAUGAGAAGGGUGCCGUGUUCUCCUGGGGCUCCGGCCAGCAGAACCAACUGGGCCGUCGGAUUAUCGAGCGCAACAAGCUGAACGGCCUCCUGCCUCGCGAAUUCGGCCUCCCCAAGAACAUUGUCCACAUCGGCUGCGGGGCUUUCCACUCCUUUGCAGUGCACCAGUCUGGAAAGGUCUACGCUUGGGGUCUGAACAGCUACGGUGAAACCGGUAUUCGUGAACAUGCAGGUGACAGUGAGGCGGCGAUCGUUCACCCAACCCUUGUGGACUCUUUGUCCGGAAAGAACGUCACUCAGAUUUGCGGUGGUGCCCAUCAUUCCCUCGCGGUUGCGGCCGAUGGCGAGUGCCUUGUCUGGGGUCGCCUCGACGGAUACCAGACAGGUCUGAAGAUCGACUCUCUUCCCGAUGACGUUGUCAUCAAGGAUGAGCGUGGCCGGCCCCGAAUUCUCAUCAAGCCCAUGGCCGUUCCGGGAAUCAAAGCCCAGGCCGUUGCGGCCGGAUCUGACCACUCGAUUGCCAUCGAUGCAGAGGGCCGUCCCUGGUCUUGGGGGUUCUCUGCCACCUACCAAACUGGCCAAGGCACUCAGGACGACAUCGAGGUCGCCACCAUUGUCGAGAACACUGCCGUUCGCGGUAAGAAGCUCAACUGGGCUGGUGGUGGUGGCCAGUUCUCUGUCUUUACGGAGCCUGUGACCUUGUGAAUAAACUGCUCACCAAAAUGACAAGGCAUACAUAAUCAUCUUACAAAGUUUUCUGGAGACGGGGGAAGGGGAUGUGUGUAUCAAAACGAGAUGGUCAUAUUUCAGUCAUUCCUUCGUGUCGUAAUUUUCUCCCCGGGGGAUUUUAGACCUGAAAGGUACCUUUUUUUUUUUUUUUUUUUUUUUUCUUU